Molecule: messenger RNA, 1591 nt
Organism: Antechinus flavipes (yellow-footed antechinus)
Lineage: Eukaryota; Metazoa; Chordata; Mammalia; Dasyuromorphia; Dasyuridae
Product: tripartite motif-containing protein 43-like
Exons: 8
Coding region: 76-1308 (410 amino acids)
Molecular function (GO): zinc ion binding
Source: RefSeq, a predicted model, not a curated record
AUUGUAAGCAUUUUCCUGGAGAUCUCCAGAGUAAUAUCCAUAGAGUGAAAGAUGUGCUGAAAUCAGCUUUAAUUGAUGGUUCAAUUUUUCAUUAGCUAUGUGAGUGUGGGAACAAGAAGACCUGACUCGGACUGGCACCUUAUUAUUCUAAGGCUCAUGGCUUCAAAAGAAAUAGUUUCAGAUUCCCAGGAUCUGCUCGCCUGUGCCAUUUGUCGGGUCUGUCUCUCAGAUCCAACAACUGAAGCCUGUGAACACAGUUUUUGCCAAUCCUAUCUCAGCAGUGGGAAUGAAGUUUCCAUGCCUUUGUCCUGCUCUGAAUGUCCAGAAGUAUCACAGUCACAAGCUUUUAAAGACACUUCAAGGAAAAGCAAUAUGGCUGUCAUUGUAACACAACACGAGCAAUAUCCUGAGAAAACCAACAACUGUGAAAAACAUCGGAAGACCCAGAAGCUCUUCUGUAUGAAUGACCAGACCUUCCUCUGCAUGUCCUGUUCAAAAUCCCAGGAGCAUGAAACUCAUGAAGUCUCUUCUAUGGAAGAGGCUGCUGAGAACUACAGGAAGAGACUACAAGAUAAUCUGAAACUUUUAGAGGAAAAUUUAAAAGAUGUCAAGAAGCUAAUACUUGAGGAGAAAGAGGUCCCUCGGACUUGGGCUGUGGUAUGGACAGAACAAGUGGAUAUAUCAAAAGAAAUGCUUGAGAAAAAAUUUCAGGAGAUAAGUGAAUUUCUGAGUGAUGAAGAAGAAGAUGUACACAGCCUUGUGGAACUGGAUGAAGAAGAAGAAGAGAUGUUCCAGAAACUGAAGGAUCAUGAGGCCCAGGAAGAAAUAAAAAACAUUCAGAAAAAGGAAAGGAGUAGACUCCAACUGUCGCAACAUAGCAAAAACUUACGAGAGAUGGUGUCAGAAUUGGAAGAAAAGUCUCACAUGUCAGAUGAGGACCUGCUUCAGGACAUAGGAAACACUUUGAGCAGGAGUGAGUUACUGCUGCUACAAAAACCAGAACCUUUCAGCCCACAACUGAGUGAUACUUAUUGUAUGGAUUUAAGCAAAUUUCUCAAGAAAUUUCAGGAAUCUCGACUGCUGGCAUGCCACUAUCCAUAUGAAUUAUCUGAUGAUAGGAAGAGGACUUUCACAUUUGCUGAUCUCUCUUCAGGACAAACAUAUGUUGUUUAUACCUCUGGAAGUAUCCACUACAUGAGUGGGAGAGAAUUAUCUAUUAUACCAUUGGACAUAGAUAGCAUUUCCCAUGAGGAACAAGCACAACCCAUUUUUGCCUGCUACUGUUUGCCUAUUGAAAGGAACAUCUAAUGUGUUACCUUUUCUCCCUGAGAGGAGUCUAGUUGAAAGAGAACAUCGGAAGCCAUUUUUCCUCUCUCCAUGUUAAGAUAAUUUUGUUUUUUUUCCCAUGGAAUUGUAAAUGUAGUAGCAUCUUUUAUCAUCUAUACUUCUUAGCUAUGUAUGUAAUGGUUUUGGAAAAUUAGCAGCUUUUCCUUUCCUUUCCCCCUGCCCCCAAUCUUUAAUAUUUCUACCAAGGUUACUAUCAAUGGGAAAAUGUUAGACAUGGAAUAAAAAUUUGUUGUUGAAAUCCCAA